UAACGUAAAUAUCGGUACUAUCGACCAGCUCCCGUCUCUAACCAGGAACAUACACGACACGUAAACGUCACCAGAAUUAGAAAAAUUAGGAGCUUUAACAGAUUCGUUUAACUGCGAUUAUCAAGACAUGCGUAACUAGAGCGCGCCCCGUUUCCGUUCGAGCCAACAGAGCUGCGUGUGCGAGUGUGUGGGCUUGUGGGGAGUGCAAAAACAUAUGCGAAGGUCUCUGUGGAGGGCGGAGAAGAGGAGGAGGAGCUGCUGCCCAACAACUUGCAAAAUUUCUGCGCUAGCCUUUGGAGAGCUCUGAAGCAAGACCCGGGGACACCAUGUCGCUGCCAGGCAAUGGCAUCUAUGUGGUGCGGGGCGAGAUGGCCACCCUGAUGACGGCCAUGCGACGUGGAACGCGCUGGAAUGCCACCGCCUACGUGGACGACGAGAAAGACUCGCUGCUGAAGCUGUUUAUUGACCUCAAGCAGGAGCUGAAUCGCAUCGAGGACCUGCGUCUGAUUGAGCCACAGGUUUUUCUCGCCCCCUUCCUGGAGGUGAUACGAACGGCGGACACCACGGGUCCGCUAACUAGUCUGGCCCUGGCCUCGGUUAAUAAAUUCUUGUCAUACGGAUUAAUUGAUCCCACAUCGCCGAAUCUGGCGGACAUUGUGGAGCGCAUUGCCGAUGCCGUGACUCAUGCUCGCUUCAUGGGCACCGACCAGUCCUCGGACAGUGUCACCUUCAUGCGUGUCAUUGAGGUGCUGCACACGCUCAUCCGCAGUCCCGAGGGAGCAGCAGUCAGCAAUGAGUCCAUGUGCGAGGUGAUGCUCAGCUGCUUCAAGAUCUGCUUUGAGCCGCGGCUAAGCGAACUGCUUCGUCGCUCGGCGGAGCAGUCCCUCAAGGACAUGGUGCUGCUGUUCUUCAUGCGCCUGCCCCAGUUUGCGGAGGAGCGCAGUGACACAGUUUUGCAAAAGAGAUUCACCAUAGGAGAUGCGGCCAGUGGAGCGGCCCAGGAGAAGCAUAAGCGAAAGGCCGUGGCACCAGCACCGGCUUCGGCUCCACCAAGAAAAUCCUCUACAGAGGAACCUCCUCAGACGCCGCAAUCGGCCAACUUGGCUGUGCCCGGCCACCUGAAGGCACCCAUACUGGCCACCACGCCCGCCAGUCCUGCGGGCAAUAUUUUGGACAUGCAGGGCAAGAUCACGCAGACGCCAACGACAACUGCGGGAUCGGGAGCAGAGGAAACCACCACCGCUGCCUCAGAAGCACCUGCCAUACAAGUGGAGGCCGCCGAUUCGGAGCCUCUGGAGGGAGGAGAAGGUGUUGAGGGCGGCAGCACUUUGACGGAGGCCAACAGCAGCGAGUACAUCAACUCGGUGGGCGUACGCUUCACCCAGCAAUCCGCCGAGCCGGAUGCUGCCUCCCUGUCGCCCUAUGGCCUGCCCUUUAUCCAAGAGCUUUUCCGCUUCCUCAUCAUUCUGUGCAAUCCGUUGGACAAGCAGAACUCGGACAGCAUGAUGCACACGGGUCUGAGCCUGCUGACGGUGGCCUUUGAGGUGGCUGCCGAUAAUAUAGGCAAAUACGAGGGCCUGCUAGAGCUGGUCAAGGAUGAUUUGUGCAGGAAUCUGAUAUCGCUUCUUAGCUCUGAACGGCUUAGUAUCUUUGCUGCCGAUCUUCAGCUUUGCUUCCUGCUCUUUGAAUCGCUGCGGGGACAUCUCAAGUUCCAGCUGGAGGGUUACCUCAAGAAGCUAAGCGAGAUCAUUGCCAGCGACAAUCCCAAAACACCCUACGAAAUGCGCGAACUGGCCCUGGACAACCUCCUGCAGCUGUGGCGGAUUCCCGGCUUCGUGACCGAGCUCUACAUAAACUACGACUGCGACCUUUACUGCACCGACAUGUUCGAGAGCCUCACCAAUCUGCUGAGCAAGUACACGCUCUCCGCCACCAAUGCCGUGUACAGCACCCACAUCAUCUCGAUGGACACGCUGAUCAGUGUGAUUGACAGCAUCGAGCGGAACUGUGCGGCGGCCAAAAGCAGCAGCAACAACAAGGAAUCCCUGCCAGAGGCUGCACCAGCCUCUAGGGGCAGUCGCCAUUCCCGGCACAACAGCGGACUGGAGGGUAUUGUCAUCGAUUCGGGUAAUGGUGUGGGCUCAGCUCCGGAAGAUCGUGUAGAGAACAUUGCCAGCUUUAUAAACAGCAGCUCCCAGCGAUUGCGGCUGCAAUCCGGCAGCGAUAGAGUGGGCAUCACCACCGAGCAGCUGGCCAGUGUCAAGCAGAAGAAGCGGUUACUGUCCCAGGGCACCGAACGCUUCAAUCAAAGACCGGACAAGGGCAUCCAGUAUCUGCAGGAGCAUGGAAUCCUGAAUGCCGAGCUAGAUCCCAUGCAGGUGGCCCUGUUCCUGCGCGAGAAUCCCGGCCUGGACAAGAAGAUGAUUGGCGAAUAUAUCUCGAAAAAGAAGAACGUCGACUCGAAGAUCCUGAUCAACUUUGUGGACUCCUUUGACUUUACGGGUCUAAGAGUGGACCAGGCGCUGCGUCUUUAUUUGGAGACCUUCCGGUUGCCCGGCGAGGCUCCACUGAUCUUUUUGGUGCUGGAGCACUUCUCUGAUCAUUGGCAUACUCAAAACCAAGAGCCCUUCGCCAACGUGGACGCUGCCUUCCGUCUGGCCUAUGCCAUCAUUAUGCUGAAUAUGGAUCAGCACAACUCCAAUGCCAAGCGUUUGAACAUUCCCAUGACCCUGGAGGACUUUACCAAGAACUUGCGCGGCCUGAAUGGCGGCGAGGACUUUGAUCAGGAGAUGCUGGCCCAGGUCUUCAAUGCCAUCAAAAAUGAAGAGAUCGUAAUGCCAGCCGAGCAAACUGGCCUGGUGCGCGAGAACUAUUUGUGGAAGGUUCUGCUUCGUCGUGGCGGCACUCAUGAUGGCCACUUCCACUAUGUCCAUGAUGCCUCUUAUGAUGUGGAGAUCUUCAACAUUGUGUGGGGCGCCUCCCUAAGCGCCCUUAGCUUUAUGUUUGACAAGAGCACCGAGACGGGCUAUCAGAAGACACUGGCGGGAUUCAGCAAAUCUGCCGCCAUAUCGGCACACUAUAAUCUCCACACGGACUUUGAUGCCCUCGUUUUGACUUUGUGCAAGUUCACAACACUGCUGAGCAGCGUGGAACAGCAUGAGCCGGCGCCAGCAAACAAUGAAAUCCAACAGGCGGUGAACUUUGGUCUCAAUGGCAAGGCCCAGGCGGCCAUGAGGACUGUCUUCCUGCUGGUUCACGACUAUGGUGACUGUCUAAGGGAGAGCUGGAAGCACAUUUUGGACCUCUAUCUGCAGUUGUUCCGCCUGAAGUUGCUGCCCAAAUCCCUCAUCGAGGUCGAGGACUUUUGUGAGGCCAACGGCAAGGCUUUGUUGAUCUUGGAAAAGCCGCGCGAGAAGCAGGAAUCGGGUCUGUUCUCCAGCCUUUACUCACUCAUCAGCUCGGAGGGUCAGCGGGAGCCCACCUAUGAGGAGCAGGACUUCAUCAAGCACGGGCGCAAGUGCAUCAAAGAAUGUCAGCUGGAUCAGAUGCUCCAGGAGUCCAAGUUUGUGCAAUUAGAGUCCCUGCAGGAGCUGCUCAAGUGCGUGCUGAGUCUGCUCAAGGCCCCGCAGGGCCACAAAUCCAUUGGCCUCCCCUAUGCCGAAGAUCAAACGGUUUUCUGGAUGGAGUUUCUGGUGAAGAUUGUGGUGCACAAUAGGGAUCGCAUGAUUCCCCUGUGGCCUGCGGUACGAGACCAGAUGUAUCUCCUCCUCAUGGGCAGUGCCUCGUGUGGUUACGACUAUCUGCUUAAUCGCUGCAUCGUGGCGGUGCUCAAGCUGGCCAUCUACUUAAUGCGAAACGAGGAGCUGUGCCCCAUUGUCCUGCAGUCCCUUAAGAUGCUGCUGAUGCUAAAGCCGGCGCUGCUCCUGCGCAUCUCGAAACAGAUUUCCAUUGGCAUUUACGAGCUGCUCAAGACCUCGGCCCAGAAUAUACACUCCGAACAGGACUGGCAGAUCAUUUUCAAUCUCCUGGAGUGCGUGGGAGCAGGUGCUGUGCCGCCCAGCUACGAUGAUGCCCAGUUGCCUCUGCCGCUGAACGGCGGUGCCAAAUCAGAUGGAGCCCUCAGUGGCGAGGAGGAAGGAUCCACGCCGCCAGAGCGUGGUUACACAUCUGACUCGGAGCUAAACAAAACUUCUGCCGGCCCGGCAGCCUCUAGUCCCAGUGCUGAGAACUGGAUUUUGGUCAACAACAAGGACAGCGAACUGACCACGGCCUCUAGACCCCAGUCGCCGCCCAGCUCCAGUUCUCCUCCGGUCAGUACGCUCGUCUUUAGCUGCCAACUGCUGGACCAUGCUCCCUUUGCCUUAUUCAAGUGCUGGGACUCGCUGGCCUUCAUUGUGCGGAGCGUGGCCCACAUAACGCCCUACAACUUCGAGGCCUGCGUUCGCUGCAUUCGCAUCUUUGUGGAGGCCUGCCGGGAUGGUGGUAUUCGCCAACGGCGGAAGCUGGAGGCCGCUGCCAAGCAGAAGAGCUCGAAGAAGCGCAAGCCCGGCCUGGCAUCUUCCGCGUCGAGCAGCAAUCUAACGCUGCUAACCGGCGAUCCGGCCGACAAUCUGGCGCAAGGCAAUGCCGCCGAGCAGGAGGACCUGGCCCAGCGCUAUGAGCAGUUGUCCAUUCAAUUGCUGGACCUCAUGUACACGCUGUAUACCCGCACGGCCCAGAUCUUCCGUUGGUGGGCGGAGGAGGGAUGCACUGUGCCGCAAUCGGCGGCUCUGUGGUCACCAGGUUGGUGCCCAUUGCUGCAGGGCAUUGCUAGGCUGGCCAUGGAUCGGCGGCGAGAGGUGCGCACCCAUGCCAUCUCGUGCCUGCAGCAGCGGGCACUGCUGGUGCACGAUCUGCAGACGCUAUCGGGAACGGAAUGGUGCUCCUGCUUCCACCAGGUGCUAUUUCCUCUGCUGAACGAACUCCUGCCGGAGAGCAGUGCCGCAGGGCAGCUGGAUGCAUCCCUGCUGGAGGAGUCGCGCAUUCGCACGGCCACCAUCAUGUCCAAGGUGUUCCUGCAGCACCUGACAACGCUCAUCGAACUGGGCAAUGCCUUCAACGAGCUGUGGCUGGACAUUUUAGACUACAUCGAACGCUUCAUGAAGGUGGGAUCGGACACGCUGUCGGAGCAAAUGCAGGAGAUUUUGAAGAACAUGCUGCUGGUGAUGCACUCGGUGCGCGUGUUCCACAACCAGGAUGGCAGCCUGCAGCAGGCACUAUGGGAGCUCACCUGGCGGCGCAUCGGAGAAUUCCUGCCCAAUCUCAAGGAGGAGCUGUUCCGCGAUGAAGGCAAGCGUGCCCAGACCCUAACGAACCCAGCAACUGUCGCUCCCCAUCCACAGCAGCAGCAGCAGGUGCCAGCGGUGGCCAUAAUUCCCAGUCAACCGCAGGCUUUACCCAGCGAGCUGGUGGUAAGCUCCGCCACACCCACCUUGAUGUCGCCCAUGGAAUCGCCUAGGCGGAGUAUCAUACUGCAGCCUCCCAUGGCUGAGGCUCUGCAGCAGGCACCCAGUUUUGUAUUUGCUCAGCCGCUGGUGGUGCCUCCCCAGCAGCCCAGCACACUGCUGCCGGAUCUGGUUAAUGAGGCAACUGCUGCUGCCGUAGCAGCCUCGCCCACAGAGGCCGAGCAGCCCAUCGUACCCAUUGUGCAUCAGACGAACAUUGUGACCACCAACAAUACGUAUAAUAGCUACGCCAUAGAGCUGCCCGUGGCCGCGGAGCCCACUGCAGAGCAGUUGGAGCAGCAGCAGCAGCAGCAGUUGCUAUACCAACAGUACUAUCAGCAGUAUCAAGCGCAGCAGCAGCAACUACAACAACAGCAACUGCAGCAGGAGCAGCAGCAACAGCAAGCCAGCGAUCCUGCCAUCAAUGUGCCAAUCAGUCAUCUGCUGGCUGGAAAUGCUUACCCAUCUCUACCUAAGAUGCCGCAGGCAGCCAUUGUGCACAGCUUUGCCCCCGUCUACGAGACACCAGCAGCGGCAGCAGCAGCAGGUGGAGGAGCCGGGCCAGCAGCUGAUAUCUACCAGGAAUACGUGCAGAAUCCCUACAACCUGACCCUGCAGCAGCAGCAGCAACAACAGCAGCAGCAGCCGCCGCAGCAGAGCUUUCCUGCCGUGGCUUCGCCAGCCAACUAUUUUAAUGUAAAUGUGGACCCCAGCAGCAUACCGCCCGGAUCGGAGCUGCUCUACGGCCAGCAAUGAGAGAAGGAGUGAAAAAAUAACAUUUAAAGCCACUUGGGGCGUUUUAUUUUGUGUCUUGUGUUUGUAGUGAAGGGCUAGAGCUUCGUAGUUAAUAAUAUAAAAUUGUGUCAAUUUUGUUUCUUGUUAUUUAUGCCUCUGCCCCCCUCACAGAAAGUGGAAACACAUUCCGCCCGGGCGCGUGUUUAUUAUGCUAUCCGAAGAACAACGUUAAGUAAGAGAUCCAGAUGUAACUCCGAGCAGACACCUUUAUAAGCUUUAGUAAUGCAAAUAGUUUAAUUUAUAAUAUCUAAAUAAUUACAACUUCUGUAUGUUAUGCGAAGAGGCAAACUGUAAAUAAUCAAAAUUAAAAAUAUAUAUAACAAAAAAUUACA
Molecule: messenger RNA, 6610 nt
Organism: Drosophila kikkawai
Lineage: Eukaryota; Metazoa; Arthropoda; Insecta; Diptera; Drosophilidae
Source: RefSeq, a predicted model, not a curated record